Aureobasidium pullulans EXF-150 is the source of this 294-nucleotide messenger RNA. RefSeq lists its product as uncharacterized. The transcript has a single exon. NCBI's taxonomy places the organism in Eukaryota, Fungi, Ascomycota, Dothideomycetes, Dothideales, Saccotheciaceae. The record is from RefSeq and is a predicted model, not a curated record. The coding region runs from base 100 to 261 and encodes 53 amino acids.
GAUAGUGGUAUAUAUGUUAAAGUGCUGGGUAGAUGGGGGGGAAGGAGUGGCUAUGCUAUAUAAGGAAACAUACAAGACUCUGUUGAUCGUCGUUGGGCUAUGACGCUUGGGAGGCUAUGGAAUAGAAAGGAUGCAAGCAUGCUUGGUUUGAGUGCUUGGUUGUUGUUGAUCUUCUUCCAUAGAUUCGGAUGGUCGGGAUCCUUCGGCCGUAGUUGGAGGAUCCUUCUUUCGUCACAUGUCAUGGGAUGCUUGUUGUGUUGAUCUUGUUUCAGGCGUUCCUGCCAAAUCUAUGAG